AUCUCCGGAAAAGUGAUUUGUCACUUGAAAAGGGUGCUCGCUCCAAAGACAAAGUUGUGAUGAUCACAUCGCAACAGCACAGACUAGUACAAGCAUGCCUACUACAGACUCUGCAACUGGUGGUACCACCUUCACUUCAGCAUCACAUGAAGAAGUCAACCUCAACUGCACUUUCGUCACCCCCUUACUGGACUGUCGUGGUGAGCAGACGCAUCUCCCACUUUUACCACUUCUGACUGAGAAGCUUUUGAAAGCGGUGCAAAGUGGUAGCCCAGUUACAACACUUUUCUUGGCCAUUGAAUCACUUGGCUCCCUUGAAAAUGGCUCUAUGGCUUUAGAAAACAUACAGAAGCUGCACAUUGUCAGGAGUGACAUUUCCACUGUGCUGCCAGGUGCAUUUGUGAAAGCAGCAACCCUUCAUGCCCUUGACCUAUCUGAGAACAAGCUGGCAUUAGUGCCGAGCAGUGCACUGCAAGACCUCUCCAGCCUGACAUCACUAAAUCUAUCGAACAACUAUAUCACAGAGCUGACUGAAGACACCUUCAAGAACAUCCACAGUCUCAAGAGCUUGUCGCUUGAGAGAAAUGAAGUCUCGUCAAUCUCUGUGGGAACUUUCUUCCACAUGGAACAUUUGGAAGAUCUCAACUUGUCGCAUAACAAGCUAACUGCAUUCGACUCAAGUGCAUUCGGUAAAACAGCACUUAAAAUCUUGAAGCUCAGCUCUAACCACCUCGCAUCAGUUUCUUUGGAGAAUUCCCUUGAAUUCCUCGAGCAUCUUUACCUUGACCACAACCGUCUCAACAGUGCAACAAUGAAACUUGUUCUGCCAAGCCUUACCACAUUAAAUGUCAGCUACAACACCUUGGAUAAACCAAAAUUUGACUCACUGGCUUCACUUGUGACCUUAUCAAUAUCUAGCAACCCACUGACAAUGCUCUCAAGGAGCUGGCUGGAGCCCCUGCACAAGCUUGAAAUUCUGGAUGCGAGUUGCUGCAAGCUCAAGAGACUUGAUAGCCAGUCUUUAUCAGGAAUUGGAAGUCUAAGGUUGCUUAAUGUCAGUGGCAAUCAAAUUUCCUUUGUAGACUCAACAGCAUUUGUGGGACUGUACUCACUUACUACAGUCGACUUAUCAAACAAUGCACUUACUUACAUCAACCAGAACCACACUGCAGACCUGGGACUGCUGGAGCAUAUUGACUUGUCAGAAAACAGCAUAGAAUACAUUUUUGCUGGAGCCUUUGCCCACAGUCCACGCUUAAGAAGCAUUAACCUCAAUGGAAAUUUUCUGGACUGUGGCUGCGAACUUCGUGGCUUCGGCAACUUUCUGAAGCAUGGAAACUUUUCAGAAGAAACUCUGUCUUCAGCUGUAUGUGAUGAUAAGUCGCGCAUCAGUGAAUUUGACUUUGAUACACUUGGGUGCCCUACAGAGAGUGUGCAAACUACUCAAGUCUUGCCUUCGACAACUACCUUGCCGGAAAUCAGCACAGCUGCAACCUCAGAACUGAAUGCCACAAAACACACAACAAUGGUGCCAUUUAAUGGCCAUCUUACAUUAGUACAUGUGGAACAAGAUAAUGACAAACUCUCUGUUACAUGGAAUGCACAUAGUACUAGCGAUCGUCUUGAUAAACUGCAGUGCUUACUAACUGUCGUCAUUAUUGGAGAAAAGACACGCACCAACUUACCUGGUCCCUGUCCUCCAAGCUUGCACAAUAGAACAUUCCACAUCUUUAUCACUAAGCCUGGAGCGAAGUUCGAAGUGUGCUUGCUAGCUUUCAGAAAUGGAACAGAAGUGGCUCGCAGUUGUAGCAUCCUUAACACAACUGACAUCAAGACAUCAACACCAGUGGCAGUACCUACAACAGGUCUAGUGAAUACAACACUACCUUAUGAGAGAACUACAGCUGUUGCCUUUAAUGAAACGUCAGCAGUAACAACAGAGAUGGAAAUUCAGACACCAUCGCAGAAGGCAGAAGACGGCGAGUUCCUGCAUCGCCUCAAUUUUCGCAGUCGCCUUUCAGCACAGAAGCAGCUCAUCAUUCGGUGGAAUUUCCUGCCUCCUUUUCCCACCAAGUCAAAGUGUCGUUUCAACGUAACAGUGCUCUGUGACAAGGAUCUGCUGACACAGACAGAGGCACCCUGCUACACUGCUGGUCAAGUGAUGGUGGCGCGCAUCAGUGAGGACAGCGAUUAUGAUGUCUGCUUCAGCCAGCUGGUUCUCAACAUCCCUGCGGACUGUCAUGAAAUCGUGCCUGCAAAGCUUGCCUCCAACACUGACAUUGCAGUGGGAGCUGCAGCAACUGGGAGCCGAAGAGAGACUCGCAUACCCGUGGCUCUACUUAUCAUGAUUGCUGCCUUGGCCCUGAUAGCAAUCCUGGCCAUUGCUUUGUUCAUUCACAGAAGACUCAGGAAACGAGCCAUAGCACGCAGGAAGGUGGGAGAAAGUGUGUUCCAUUUGCAGAUGAAUCGUCGCUCGGGAACUUACAUGGUCCAAGACGCAACUGAGGCACGAACCACGCUUACUACUUCAGUGUCCCAAGAUGGGACGAAGAUGUCACAAAGAGCAUCGUCUAUAGAUGAACUGUGACAAAAUCUGUGCCUGGAACUUAGUGUGCAGAGAUUCCCAUGCAUGGAGGAAAAAAAUGUACAUAGGCUAACCUUGUCCACACCACACUCAAUAUGCGAUUGUCAUAUUGAAAACUUACAUAGUAGUCAUUGUAAAUAAACCUUUUGUGUUGUAAUAGUGUAUGUUUUGUAUUAAAACAUGUAAGUGUUGCAGUGCAGAUAAGAUACAAGUUUAAAAACUGUAAAAAGCAAGUAAAGCUACACCAAGUGUUGUGUGGAUAAAUUUCUGCAGAGUAGUGUCGAAU
Molecule: messenger RNA, 2870 nt
Organism: Dermacentor silvarum
Lineage: Eukaryota; Metazoa; Arthropoda; Arachnida; Ixodida; Ixodidae
Product: leucine-rich repeats and immunoglobulin-like domains protein 1
Exons: 4
Coding region: 95-2587 (830 amino acids)
Cellular component (GO): extracellular matrix
Molecular function (GO): protein binding
Source: RefSeq, a predicted model, not a curated record